GGUACCUGCGGCAGCCGGCAGAGGGCAGCCAGGGAGCGCGCCCGGCGUCAGGGCGGACCCCCGCCCCCCACCCCUCAGAUGUGACUCCCUGCCCCGGCUGGGCACUCCAGGCCAUGGCCGACACCAUCUUCGGCAGCGGGAACGACCAGUGGGUUUGCCCCAAUGAUCGGCAGCUUGCCCUGCGAGCCAAGCUGCAGACGGGCUGGUCUGUGCACACCUAUCAGACGGAGAAGCAGAGGAAGAACCAGUGCCUCAGCCCCACCGAGGUGGAGGCCAUCCUGCAGGUGAUCCAGAGAGCAGAGCGGCUGGACGUCCUGGAGCAGCAGAGAAUUGGGCGGCUGGUAGAGCGGCUGGAGACCAUGAGGCAGAACGUGAUGGGGAAUGGCCUCUCCCAGUGUCUGCUGUGUGGGGAGAUGCUGGGCUUCCUGGGAAGCUCCUCGGUGUUCUGCAAAGACUGCAGGAAGAAAGUGUGCACCAAAUGUGGGAUCGAGGCCUCCCCCGGCCAGAAGCGGCCUCUGUGGCUGUGUAAGAUCUGCAGUGAGCAGAGAGAGGUCUGGAAGAGGUCAGGGGCCUGGUUCUACCGAGGGCUCCCUAAGUACAUCCUGCCACUGAAGACCUCUGGCCGGGCCGAUGACCCCCACUUCCGACCGUUGCCCAUGGAGCCCACCGAGCAAAAGCCCAGAAGCACCGAGACGAGCCGCAUCUACACGUGGGCCCGAGGGAGAGUGGUUUCCAGUGACAGUGACAGUGACUCGGAUCUCAGCUCCUCCAGCCUGGAGGACAGACUCCUUCUGACUGGCGCGAGGGCCCCCAAAGGUGACAAACCCCAGAGGGAAUCAGGCGGCAGCACGGAGUCCCCCAAGAUGAGGCCCGCCUGCCAGCCCAGCCACCUCUCGGAGAGCCAGAGAAACCUGGCCAGUGAGACCGGGACUGGUUCUGCAGACACGCAGCUGGGCCCCCACCCUGGCCAGACCCCAAGGGCCCCGGCAAAAGGCACACCUGGGCAAGUCCCCGCUGCUGACAUGACCUCUGAAGUUCCUCUCUGUCUGCCCUGGCAGAGGCGUGAUUGGUGUGCGGAGCAGAUUUUCCAGUGGAAGAGUUUGAGAGCGAGAGAAAGCUGGAAGGGUCCCCAGACCCCUCCCGGCUCCUUCCUGACCGGUCUCGGAGCCCUCAGCUGGCCAGCCCUGUUGGAUAUGACCUCUGACUCAACAAACCAGUGUUUGUGGGGCUGGGUCUGCUUCCCCCCUCACUCAGUGCCUUUCUGCACCCUUCUCUCCCCAGCCAUUCCGCUCACCGUGACCUUUAUUUAUUGUCCUUUGCCUGCACCCUCCCUCGGCCUACCUCCAUGUUCAUUUUAAGUUUGUUCUUGUCUUGUGUUGGGGUGCAAGGGCCUUCAGGCCCUCCCACGUGCACUGCGGCUUUGGAGGGCACUGGGCUGGGCUUUCUCCAUAUUUGUAUUAAUGGAAGCAGAGUCCAACCCUGAACGUUGCCCUUCAGAGCUGAGCUUGGCCCCUAGAGACGAGCAGUGGGUCCAGAGAGUGUGGGAUGAGAGGCUUGCCCACCCUCCCUUUGCCUGUGACUCUGAAAGGUGGGAGCAACAUCCUCCCUUCAUUUGGGGCUGGCCCAGACACUAUGGUUAAAACCUGGUUCUUGCUUAGGUUUCCUGGAACCCUCUGUUGGCCUCCCCAAGUCUUGCUCAGCCUCUCUCCAGCUGGUGGAGCUGGGAAGGGUUCCGGUGGAUACUGUGAAUUCACUCAUUGGAGACCAGCCUUCAGCGGAGUCCCCAGCUGGGGUGCGAGGCUCCCCUGAGCCUUUAAUUCACUUCUCUUCAGUAGGUUCAGUUUGGCAUGAAAAAUAAGUAAUUCAGAGUGUGAGCAACUGCUUCUGGAAAACCCUUCCCUGAAGACAGAAAGAGAUUGAGUGAGAGAGAGAGAGAGAGAGAGAGAGUGUGUGUGUGUGUGUGUGUGUGUGUGUGUGCAUGCGUGUGUUGGCUUCUCUCAUCCUUCCUGCCACUCUCCCACUGGCCCCCAUACCUAGUUCUGGAAGGGCCUUCUCUCUGGGCUCUCAGGCCCCCACCGUUAGCUUUUUUGCCCUUGCUGCUGGCAGACAUAAAAAGACUGUUUCUGUGUGACAAAUCAUGCUUCAGAAUUCAAUAAAGAUUAGAAUUUGCAUUGA
Molecule: messenger RNA, 2175 nt
Organism: Acinonyx jubatus (cheetah)
Lineage: Eukaryota; Metazoa; Chordata; Mammalia; Carnivora; Felidae
Gene: RPH3AL
Product: rabphilin 3A like (without C2 domains)
Biological process (GO): intracellular protein transport
Molecular function (GO): small GTPase binding
Source: RefSeq, a predicted model, not a curated record